Molecule: messenger RNA, 1498 nt
Organism: Ostrinia nubilalis (European corn borer)
Lineage: Eukaryota; Metazoa; Arthropoda; Insecta; Lepidoptera; Crambidae
Gene: Amnionless
Product: protein amnionless
Exons: 1
Coding region: 31-1359 (442 amino acids)
Biological process (GO): intracellular protein localization; receptor-mediated endocytosis
Cellular component (GO): endocytic vesicle; apical plasma membrane
Source: RefSeq, a predicted model, not a curated record
UCAAAAGGGGCACACGUUACGCUUAUCAAAAUGUGGUUUAAAACAGCUCUUAUAUUAUUGUUUUGCAAUAUUGUUUGCAUUACCUUCGCAGCUAAAGUGACCUGGCUACCAAACAGGAGUAUGAACCUCCCUGGAAGUUACAACGACAAAAAACUUCCAUGCUCCAAACAGACUGUAGUUUUCCCUGAAUCGAUUCAGGAGAGUGUUAAAAUUUAUGCCGGAUUCGCUGCCAGUGAAAUCAUACUACCGAGUGAUGGGGAAAUUAUCUUCGAAGAUGGGGAAAUAAUAUUGGGGGCGGACCCUGAAGACACAAACUGUGAUAUUGGUAAAAAAUAUGCUUACUACGAAGAGGAUUCCAAAGGAUCCUGGAAUCAACCAGAAGCUUGGAGUUCAUCUAAGUUCAACAAAGCUACGCCUGAUGGUGAAAGAAUACCAUGCGUAGAUGAUGUUGUUGUAUUUCCUCCUACUUCCCAAUUUACUAUACAGUUGCCAAAUGUCAGUCAAUUCGUUAAAGAAGUAAAUAUAGACGGCGUAAAGGUCACAACGUCCGAUCUCCGUGAUCGUAUUAUAGGACAGAGUGAUGAAAAUCAGCAGUUUCUCUUCGGAAGUACAGGUGAUGUUUCAGUUUUUGUGGACGCGAAAACCUGCACUGCAAGUUACGGCUGUCCGUGCCAAGAAAACACUUUGGAUAUCAAUUGUGCACUGAAAUACUGCCCUGCCCCUCAAUGCUCAAGCCCCAUCAAACCUGUUGGUCACUGUUGCGAGAUAUGCGGGGGAUCGCUCAUAUUUGAUGUCUCGGAUAAUUUCGUCAUGGAGAAAUUUAAAUCGUUCGUCAGAUCUACUAUUGGCUCUGGAAUAGACAAAGUAGAUUACCACAUAGGAAUGCUGCCGUUCAAUAAUCCUCGUGAAGGCACAAGUACAACUAAAAAAAGAAUCCAAGUCAUCGUAGUUGAGAAAGGGGAGUACACAGGUGCUAGUCUGGAGAUGGUCAAUGAGAUUGGAUAUCAGCUGUCAAACGAUUGGGUGAGGGAGGAAAAAACUUUGUACCUGAGUGGAACUCCGGUUUCUGAAGCUGGGAUGGGAGGAAAGAUCGCUGUCUCUAUGUUCUUUGUUGUGGUCUUCGCGCUUGGUGCCCUCUACGUGUAUUACUAUAGGCCUUCGGAGUUCAGGAUGCCCGACUUGAGAUCAGGAUUAGCUCGUGGCUUGGUAUCCCGACUCAAUCGACGCACCGAUAGCGUUGUGUCCUUAACUAGAAGAGAUUCUAAUGUAAGUGGUAUCAGUGGGAGGGCGUUUAGAAAUCCAUUGUACAGUUCUAUGAGAGAACGUGUGCAACUGGCAGAGUCGCCAAUUGAAGAAUGAUUAUGCUCAAUAGAUUUUUAAAAUGGUUUAAUUAUUUACAUCUGUAAACCUUGUAACUUAUUUAAAUUAAAAAAAUGAUGACUGUUCUCUUGAAAUUAUCAUGGUUAUAUUAACUCUAAAAUAUAUGGUUACAACGAAA